Molecule: messenger RNA, 5028 nt
Organism: Tilletiaria anomala UBC 951
Lineage: Eukaryota; Fungi; Basidiomycota; Exobasidiomycetes; Georgefischeriales; Tilletiariaceae
Exons: 3
Coding region: 322-4977 (1551 amino acids)
Biological process (GO): phospholipid transport
Cellular component (GO): endoplasmic reticulum; ERMES complex
Molecular function (GO): lipid binding
Source: RefSeq, a predicted model, not a curated record
UGGACAAGAUGCCGUGUCCAUCCCGUGCCCCAAGCAGACAUUGCUUGUCGGUGCAGCGUGCAGCGUCAACAACAAGAUCCUGCAGCUGUCGUCGAGACGAUCGUCUGGCGAUAGAUCGCUAUUGGACCCACAGCUGCGGCAACGACCAUCGCUCACCCGUUACGAGUGAACAUGAGCGCCAGGAGGGCUACGUGUUCGGCUCGGUAACGCAACACGCCUGGUCGUUCGACAAAGUUUCCGGAGCAUAAGAGGAAUCUAGACGAAUCCCAUCGACAUUCGGUACGGUCCGGCAAAGUCACCUGCCGUCAAGCCCUACUAAAGAUGCUCCGCGCACUCUUCUACUAUGUCCUCGGAGGCAUCACCUUUCUCCCACUCUGCCUUGUCGCCGGCUUUCUCUACUUUAUCCUGACCUGUCCGCCAGUUGAGCAGGAUGGGCAGCCUUUGCGUGCGUCAAAGGCGGCGGAAGGGGCACCGGGGCCACUGGGCGAUGUCGACCUCUCACCCGAGCGCAAGGCCGAAGCCCUCGAUCUCGCCGUGGCAGCGGCAGCGAACGCCUCCUCUGCUGCCGGUACAGAAGAAUCAAAUACAGCUUAUGGCGCAGACACUGCCGUUGUCGGUGGAGUCGAUAUACCCACAGCUGCCAAGCGCCUGCUACCAUUGCGCACCGACAAGCCUGGAACUUCGGCAUCGGCUGCGGCGCCAGUAUCGAGCAAGAAUUUCCGAUCCGGCUGGCUCAUCGUCCGAAAGCAAUUUCACCCGCCUGGCUCGGCUGAAGCAGUGCCACAUUCUACACAUACAGAAGGUAUCAGUGAUGUUGGCGAUGGUGGCUCUAGCACUGGUGGUGCCGCGGGAGACUCGGGAUCGUUAGGCAAGAGCAAAGGCGGCUACAUGAGCGCGGUCUACCGUGGUCUCCUCGACUAUCGGAAGAACCAGGCUGGUGGUAACCAAAUGAACGGUCAGUCAGGAUCAGAUCCCGAGGCCGAGCAGCAGGCGCCAUCCAACAACCUCCCCGGAGGCCUCGAAGCCCUCAAGAGCGACGGCAACACCAAGAACGGGAAGCCGGACCGUGCAGGUGUGGGCCGCAACCAAGCUGCAAAAGAGCAGUUUCACGCGAUCCUCAAAGGACCCAUCCUGUAUCUCUACUCGGCGGAUGAGUCGUCGCCCAAUGCGACAAACGAGGUGCAAGCUGCCAUUGACGUGCGAGGCAAGCGUGUCAGUAUCUACAUCGCAGGCCUCGGCGACGUACAGGGAGAGCCGAGCGAGGAGGGCUUUGAGAGUAUGAAACUGGGGAACGGAAGCUCUGCAACGGUUGACAGUGGUGGCGACGGUAGCCUCGACCAAGAUCCGGACGCGUCAGCAGUUGCAGCGGCGGCUACUACGACCGAGGAGGCAGAGGCUGCAGCGGCUGCUUUGGCAAAGGCGAAGCGGCACGAGGCUGUCGUCGCCAAAUGGAAGGCUGUCGCUGCGAACGUCCGUGAUGGCGAACUGUUCAUGAAGCGCAAUGCUGUGCGCAUCGUUGGAAAACUUCCACCAGCGCUUUCGACGAAGUUGACCAAGGGGCACGUCAAGGCGUUGGAUUUUACCGAGUGGUUCAUCUUUGCCAAGUCGGCCACACUGCUCGAAGAUUGGUACCAUGCGCUGCUGCAUGCUUCCCUUCUUCCGCUUCCAGAUCACAGUGCUCCAGGCGCUUGGAAAGGCGCCGACAAGAGCAACAUGGCUCCCUUCCAGGCGACCACCGACCCCGUCGGCCCGCUCUUCUCGACCAUGGACAUGUCGGCGCUGCUCGCGUCGCUCGACACGGUCCCCGACCCGAUCCCCCUGCGCUGGCUCAACGCGAUGCUCGGCCGGGUCUUCUUCAGCAUCUACCGGACCGCCUGGCUGGAGGACUACGUGACGAACAAGCUCAUGAAGAAGAUCAGCCGCGUCAAAACGCCAAGCUUCCUCAGCGACGUCAGGGUGCGCGAGGUCGAUCUCGGCAGGACGCCGCCUGCGUUCAGCAGGCCGAUGCUCAAGAGUUUGACGGGCGAAGGAGAGGCUAGCAUGGAGGUGACGCUGCAUUACACUGGCUCGCUGCGGCUGACCAUCUCGACCAAUCUCACCAUUUCUCUCGGUUCGCGCUUCAAAUCCUAUACCGUCUCGCUUCUCCUUGCCGUUGUACUGCGCUCCCUCGAAGGAAACUUGCUCCUGCACAUCAAGCCGCCGCCGAGCAACCGGCUCUGGUUCGGCUUCACGCAGCCACCCAAGAUGGACCUCGCCAUUGAACCGGUGGUCAGCGAGCGCAAGGUUCAGUGGUCCAUGGUCACGAGGAUCAUCGAGAGCCGGAUUAGAGAAAUGAUGAUGGAGUCGCUCGUCUUACCGCAUAUGGAUGAUGUCCCGUUCUUUGACACCCGACCCAUGACGCAGCGCGGCGGCCUCUGGGCAGACGCGGUCAAGCGUGCGGAUCAGACUGCUAGCUCAAGUUUCAUGUUUGCAACUCCGAGCUGCGACAGCAGCAAGAGCCAAUCGAGAAGACCCUCGGCGCCGCAUGCGCCUCCGGUCCCUGAAGGUGCAGCUUCUUCGGAGGCAGAGGACGGAAUUUCGUCCUCUGUCAACGUCAGUGCCGCCGCCGCUGAUGACGAGCUAGCGCCUCGUAUUCAUCAAUGUAGGCAGAUUCCGCCCGGUCCUCCCGCACUGCCUACGAGUGCGUCUGCUAGCCUGAACUCCUUGCUUUCGAGGGACGCUGCAGCGGCUGCUGCGAGUGGAGCACAACAAUUGCAAGCGAUGAGCAUCGGGUCAGACAGCCAGAUAGGGACAGGCCCAGGCUCGACCGGCAAGCGAAAGACCUGGUUCGCCAGCUCGUCACGCUUAGCUGUUCCCUCUGGCUUCACGUCUGCCUCUGUUUCUGCCAGCCGCAAGACCUCUCAAAACGCGAGUCAACUUUCUGGCGGGACUUACUCCGGCAACCUUCCUUCUUCUUCCAAUGCGCCACCUCUUCCCGAGCAGGUAGAGGCUGCGCAUGAUACCUCAGAUACAGGAGCUUCUUCUGUCAAGUCCAUGCCAAUACAGCGAACAUUUACACAAGGCACGCAGGGCGCCAUCGAGCAAGGUUCUCGUGAAUCGUCGCUCAUUCUUAAUGAUUGGGACCCAUCUACUGCGGCCGAUGUGCCAAACAUUCAAAGGACGACCUCUUCUGCCCAGAUGGACGCUGUUGCGUCUGCGGUUGAACCGCAGGAAGAUGAGUUGGUACCGAUCAUCCCACCGCGUCCGCAACAGGCAACCGAGCUGUCAUACGGUCAGAUAAACAAGAAGUGCGACAUCUCAGAUCAGGAGCGGACAUCGCCCGCCUCGGCGCCAUCGCAGCACGGUCACACUGCCAGCUUUGCGUGGAACGGCCCAAGUGUCAUCCUUACUCCAGCGCAACAGGCUCGCUACGAUGCUGCUAGGUUGUCGCAGCGCACGCAAAGUCUGAAUGUGGGUGCGCUCGCGGGGCAGAAUGUCAGUGGUGCGCUGCUGUCAUCCUGGAACAAAGCAAGAGCAAGCCUUGCGGACAAGGAGAGCCGAACAGCGGCGGCGAAAGAUGCCAAAGAUGCCAUGAAGCGAGGCUGGGCCAGCUUUCAGUCUCGCAGAAUGGAUGGCAAGAACAAUGCGUUGAGUGCUGUAAAUGCAAAUGUCACCGCUGUCAACCAAACCUUGCACGAGCGAGGCUUGAUGAUGUCAUCCGGUCGCUCAGAAACAUAUUCAACGUCGUCGGAGCCACUCAACAAUUGGCUGGCCAGCAGUCCACCCGACCCGGUCAGCAUGGCUAUAGGCAUCGACACCAAUAAACCCGAGCGUGGGUCGACUAAGCGGAAUAAACAAGCCGAGGCUGACGAGAGCUUCCGAGGCGAUAGCCAGCAUUACCCACGCACUGCCGUCAUUCGCGAUGAAGAGAGGGGGGGUAGAGAUGCUGAUCGUUCUGUCAGCGCAUCUAGUUCGCGGUCGAGCUCCGUUAGUAAGCAGUCAUAUCGAGAGCACCGGGCAGAGCGGGCCUCCAACACCGUAACACCUACUACAUCGGAAGCCCCGAAAGCACCCAGUCCUGUCACUGCGGUUCACCAACGAACUGGCUCAUCAACCUCUCAAGAUGUGCACACAGGCUCGCCGCCAGCGCGCGCAUUUAUCCCGGCUGCCCCUAUUGCAACCACAUCGGUAGCUUCUGGGAUAGCUGUCGAGUUCGCAAAGUCCAAUGACAAGGCUUCUGCCAUUUCUCGGUCUGUUAAAACAAUUACGGUCGAGGCAGACCAAUCACCGCGGACGAAAGAGGCAAGCGGAAGUGGGCAGAAGCCGUCGUUGCCGCUCAAGGGAAUCAAGGUGCAGCCGAAGCCCUCGGCCAUGAUGGCGAUUCCAGGCAUGUCAGCAGGUGCAAAAGCUGAACCACAAUCGUUCAGUGCAUCCCCGCCGCUCGGAACAAAGCGUGAGCCGGUCGAAUCCCUAGAGUCACGCCUCUUCCCCCUUCCUGCAGAAAAUUUCUCUCCUUCCGAUGGGCCAACGCAAUCUGCAGUGGGACAACCCGACGCGAUGGUGGUCAGCGAGCCUGGCGUGUCCACGCCAUCUGCAGCAUCAGAACGGUCAUUGACAGAAGGAGAGAGGACCGAGAUUGUACAACCUGCUUCCGGGGCAAUUGAAGUGCAGCCUCGUUCUCAGGUAGCGAUCCUCGUGGCCCCGCAAACAGCAGUGAACCAAGUCAAAAUGACCUUCGAAGAUGAUGCAAAACGCAAAGUUGUUGCCACAGCUGUGUCAAAGGAUGGACUUAUCUCGGGCGAGCACGGGGCAGAUAAUGACAUCCGUGCGGCGUCCGGUAUGGAAAAGGAUGUGACUCCUUCAAUUGAGGCGCCUUCGGACCCGCAACAACCCCUCAUUGACUUUGUUACAGACGGAGACCCAUGGCAGCUGGACGACCCGGCAGCUCAAUGGUUUGGCUACCCAGCGCUGAAGGCAAAUGCUCCCAAUGUAUCAUAGAAAUACUUCGAAUAGCCCAUUCAACACGUCUUCCGGUCGGUGCUCGUAAAU